Stegodyphus dumicola is the source of this 863-nucleotide messenger RNA. Its product is annotated as sister chromatid cohesion protein PDS5 homolog A-like. Gene Ontology annotation, cellular component: chromatin; nucleus. Gene Ontology annotation, biological process: mitotic sister chromatid cohesion; DNA repair. Lineage: Eukaryota; Metazoa; Arthropoda; Arachnida; Araneae; Eresidae. The record is from RefSeq and is a predicted model, not a curated record.
CAACGAGUCUAUGGCGCCAUAAAGCCAUAACAGUUGUUAAUUUUAUGUUUCUGUCUAUAGAGAAAUGUAAUUUAUAAUGAUUUGAUGUUGAGCAAAUAAAGUAAUUGAAUGAAUAAAAUUUGAAUUUAUUGCUGUCAGUUACUUACUUGUUAGGUAAAAUUCGCUGCACAUUUAGAUGUGUCCUUUAUUGAAUAAAUGGACGCAUGAUCUCUGUUGGCAUUUUCUCUGACUUGGAAAGGUUUUAAUUUAAGAAGAGUUUAGAAAUGUCUGUGCAAGAAAAGCUAGUAUAUCCUCCUGGUGUGCGAGACAUAACAGAAGACGUUUCGACUGAUGAUUUGGUUCGCCGUUUGAAAGAAUGUGCUCAUGCUUUUCAGAACAUGAGUCAGGAUGAUGAUAAUUCUGCUUAUAUACCAUUAGCUCUUCAUCUGGCUUCUGAGACAUUUUUGGAACACCGCAGCCGUGAUGUCCGUCUUCUGGUAGCGUGUUGUAUAGCUGAUGUAUUUCGUGUGUAUGCUCCUGAAGCUCCUUAUAAGGAUAUUACUCAACUUAAGGAUAUAUUUGAAUUUUUUGUGGAUCAAAUGAAAGGUUUAGAAAAUCCUCAAAAUCCAUCCUUCAAGCGUUAUUUUUAUCUUUUAGAGAAUCUUACAUGUGUUAAAACAUUUAAUAUUUGUUUUGAAUUAGAAGAUAGCCAAAAGAUACUGUGUCGCCUCUUUCAUCUUAUGUUUAAAAUAAUCAAGUUUGUAUUCAUUGAUCAUUUUCUUUUCUUAUGUCAAAAUGAUGAACCAAGUUUUCAUGUUUUUAUUUUCAUUGCAAAUAAGGAAAUGUACACAUCUGAUGUAUAUGUUGUGCUUGUGUUUGAUUAG